Molecule: messenger RNA, 5064 nt
Organism: Malassezia vespertilionis
Lineage: Eukaryota; Fungi; Basidiomycota; Malasseziomycetes; Malasseziales; Malasseziaceae
Exons: 1
Coding region: 1-5064 (1687 amino acids)
Biological process (GO): rescue of stalled cytosolic ribosome; ribosome-associated ubiquitin-dependent protein catabolic process
Cellular component (GO): RQC complex; cytosol
Molecular function (GO): zinc ion binding; ubiquitin protein ligase activity; ribosomal large subunit binding
Source: RefSeq, a predicted model, not a curated record
AUGGGCAAAAGCGCACGUAACAAGUCUUCCGCGACUUCGGGGACUCGUAAAAAGCAAGCUGCAAAGGCCGCUGCUAAGUAUGGUUCUGACGAGGAUACGCGGCAGGAUAUAAAAAGCUCGCAGCUCAAAAAAAUGAGCAAAAAAGAGCGCCGGCAGCUCGCUAAGAAGAAAGUCUAUGUUCCGCCACCGAAACCGCCACAGCCGCCCCCAUUCGCGCUGGACUCUAUGGGAUUGGCGAGUCUUUUGCCGCCAGACUUGGUGGUACUUUUGCGUAAGGCGUUGAAAAAAGAUAUUGUUACUCGUGUGCGCACUUUGGAGAGUCUUCUUAGCUGGAUUCAAGGCCAGCCGAUUGGUGAAGACACGCAGUCGCUUUCGGAAGAGGAACGCAUCAAUGCACUUAUCAUAAUGCUACCGUGCUGGGUGUAUCUCUUCCCACGGUUAGCGCUAUCUCCGUCGCAACGGCUGCGAUUUUUGACGCUGCAAGUCCACGCAAGACUCUUGCAGCCUGCGCCCGACAGCAGCGUACGCGACGAAUUACUAGCACACAUACACAUUGAGCCGAUCAUUGGAUUCUGGGCCGUAUUAACUUACGAUACCAGCCGCAGCGUCGCGCGUCUCGGGCAGCAGAUCUGGGCUGACGUUAUGACGUGGGAGCCUAUAGAAGAAGGCAAGCUUUCGAAAAUAUCCUUGGAAGAGUACAUGCCUGUUAUGCUGCAGCAUUUGCUCCCUGUAUUGCUCACACCAUCGGCCUCAAUCGCUUUGUCGCAGUUCAGCGCGUCGCUACAAAGCGUACAGACCCCGAACCCCGACAUGGGUGGCUCACGCGAGCUCGAUGCAAAAAAUCGGGACGAUGCGAACGUCGACGAGAGCGCUGAGGAGCUGGAUCGUCGGCUUGUGGCGGGCGCAUUGGGAUUACUGCAAGCAUUAGUUUCACAUGCGCCAUCGCUUGGCGACGUAUCGAUCGAUACGUUUAUCGAGAGCGAUACGUUAUGGAGCACAUUGCAGGCGCAUCCCAUGUUUGAUACGCCUUCGCUUGGCAUGGAAGCGCCUAUCGUGCGACAGCGAGCCUGGCAGUUUUUGGCCAUCCUUGAUAAGCGUGUACCUGCGAUGGUCGAUGCGCAUCUCGGGACGAUUGCACAACAUGCCAUGGCUGGCGCAUGGGCAGAGAUGGACGUGCUGGUAGUUGCAGAUAUGCUUUCAGCGCUACUUCCUUUGCUACGAAGACGUCCAGAAAUGUGGACCAUGGAAGAGGAGGAGGAGGAUGACGACGAAGAGCGUGGCGAUGCACUUGCCCAGUUCCUUGCAUGGGUCGAAACGAUUGGCGUGCAGGCACCAAGGCAGUGCUUCCCUGCCGUCAUUGUAUUUUUAUCGACAAUGACAACCAAUGUGCUGCCUCCCACGACUGCCGCAAGCGAUGCUGUAAUGAAUCCACUCUUGGCGAUUGCGCCUUCCCUCUUGGGCAGCGUCGGUGGAAUCGACCCGAUGGGAUGGGACGCAUACGUCAACAUGCUCGGUGAGUGUAUUGUAUUCCUCACGCGUCGACUUGUCAAAUCUGGCGUGGCAUCUACAGACAUUGCCGAGUUCCUCGACGAGCACCUUAGCACCAUGUGGGAGGAGCAAGUGCUUGGACAUGCACAGGACGAUGUGCAGAUUCCAGUGAGGUUUGGGAAAAAGGCAGCGCCCGUAUUGGGUCGGACGCUUGCGCAUUUGGACGAGACUUUGGACGGUACUUGGAUAUUGCAGCCGAUUUUAUCCACAAUAAAAUCGGGCCUCGAUGCGCCUGUCGAGUCUUUGCCAGCGGUUGCGCUGACGCUAGAAUGGGCACUCCGGACGGCACAAAUGCAAACGCCUCCCCGGACCGACCUGGUUCAUGCAGUGCGCCGUAUGGGCGGCACAGUAAUUUUGUGUGCGGCGAAUGCAGCAAUCGAGCAUGUAGAAGCGCUGUCGACCUUGACAGGGAUCCUCAGCUCGCCACUUGGACAGAUGUGCGAGCCCGCAAAUGAACGGCUCAAAACGCUUGCAUUCAAACACAUCCCCCAGGAAUCGUACCACGAUGUUGGACAAUUUUACACCGCGUACCUGGCAAUCGGUCCCAGUGAAGAUGACCGUGAUGCGGUGUGGACUGGUGUGCUUGGCCAAUGCAUGCCGCCCAAUGUAGACCAACUCCCAGAGCUGCUCUAUCUCGCAAACCAUGCAUCACUGCCACCCGCUGCAAUCCUCUUGCCCUGGCAAGAGCGGAUUGCCACGCAACCACUUUCGGCUGCAUACUUGGCUCUGUUGCAAGUGCCAAACUUGCUCGAUGCGCGCGCAGAAGCUGCUCUGCUAGACACUGCAGCGGCGGAACUCGAGCAUGGGAGUGUCCAAAAGAGUGCAGCAGUACUUGCAGCAUGGCAAGCCCAGGAUCCUGCUGCACGUACGCAAAAGCUGCUCAACACACCCGCUUUGCGAAAUAAAUUAUCGCAAUUGUACACUGCUGCAUUUUUGUACGAUACAACUGUGCCGGCCGCCCAAACACUCUGGGAUGCACUGUGCAAAGGAUCGAAACAUGCACCAGUCUUGGACGAGGAGGCUACUGCAGCGCUGCGCUUCGCAUUGCUUCACGAUAUUUUUCCCGCAGCGCGUGUCGUUGCAGCGGCAAAUAGGCUGGAACACGAGCCGGGCACGUCUCCGAUAUUGAAAAUUCUGCCGGACAAGGCGCGCAUUGAUGCGUCGAUGUUUGUUGCUGUACAUGGAGGAACGAAUUCCAUGGUAGGGAUUGUGGACCCACUUGUCCCGCUUGAGCAGCAUAACGGUGAUUGGCAUGCACUUGCAUGUGUCGCCAACGCAUUGCUCGCUGCGCUGCAAAGUGACCAAAGCCUAGCGCCACACUUGUCAGGCGCACUUCCGUGCCUGUCCAUGGCCGCAGUGGCCCUGGAAGAUGCAUUGUUCAUGGGUGACGAAGCGCAAGCCGCACACUUUUGCAAGGGCGAACCGUGGACCAGCGCGGCAAAAAGACAAAUUGUUUACUUUAUCCAAACCUGCACGCGACUCUUGACGAGCUUGGCUGUCGGUCUCGAGCCUUUGUGGCAUGAACGCUGUGUUGCACACAUACAACGCGAAGGCGAAGCGCCAAGCGCACUCGCUAGCAUUCUUGCCGAUCUCUGGGCCCAAGGUAUGGAAGCCAGCGACACGAGCCUCUAUGCACGCAGCUUUGCCCGCAUCCUCACCGGUGUAUUCUCGCUGAGCUCAGCAUCGGCGAGCGAUGCCGAGCCUUGGAUCCAAUUAGCGCGCCGGAAACAAGUGGCACUACCGCUGCGCGGUGCUCUGCUCUGGGCUACGCGCUUUGCAUACGAAUCGCAGGCACACGACAGGGUACGUAACGAGCUGAUUGCGACGCUGGGGGGUGUGCCGCCGGCAAAGGCGAAUACGGAAGGUAUCGCGUGUUUGACCCUACUCCAUUGUGCGACACUUGCGGAUGCGAGUGUCGCGCUUGUUGCUACGCAGCGUGCAGUAUCGGCCAUGCAAACGGUCCACCGCUGGAUUACCAGCGACGAGGACCUGGACGACGCCUUAUUUACACGAUUGGCCGCAGUGUGUGUCGAACUUACGCCUGUGCUACACAUGGUCCCAGGCCGACACCUCGAUCUGUUUGUGGACAUUGUAGAAGAAAACUUGGAGGCUGCCCAUGUCGCCGAGGAUACCAGUUGGUGCACACUCUUCCACACAUUGACCUUGCUAGACACGCUGUAUGGUCUAUCCCAAUCCGAGGCAGUUGCAGACGUAAUGACCGCACGCCGCGAUGGGCUGCGCAGCGCAUUGCACAGUAUUUUCCUGCGCCUCUGCACUUUUUUCACGGAGCUUGCGGGACAAUUUGUGCCGAGCGAUGCGCAUCAUGCCGUGCUGGCCCUCUUGGUCCGUAUUGUCCAGGACCAUGUCCCUACAAAAGCGUUUGCGCAGGACCGAGGCACACUGGUCGCGUUCUUGACUACUCCUACGGCAGCAACGACCUUGCACAUUACAGCUUACACCUUGUACAGUGCCAUUAUACAAGAAACGGUACGCGAGCAAGUAGUCGAGCUGGCUGUCGACCCGUCCAAGAGCAGUGAUGUUUCCAUGGACUAUGCCUUGCUACAUGCGCUGGAGCAGAAAAAGCCGCUGAUCGAGAUAUGGGAGGCUCCGGUAGAAAAUCGCAGUGCCGUGUUUGCUUUCCUCCUCUGUUGGCUGUCUGUCUUGGACCACUUUGUGGAAGCGUCGCUGUCACUUAAAACAAUGUAUGCCGCGUCGCUGCAACGUCAUUCGCUUGCCUCUGACCAAUUGUUCCCGAGCUUGUUUGCUUUGAUGGGUGGCGCUCCACGCGCAUUGAUGCCCGUGCAACCUGUGGAGCUUAGCCGCUACGCGGUAGACGAGGUGGACCUUGUUACAAUCAAUCCAAGCAACGCUUCGUCGUUGCAAGUGCUCGCGGCACAUGUUUAUUUCCGUGCCUUGGUGCAUUUGCCAACACAGGCCAGGGAUUGGUGGCUCGGCGUCCGUGAUAGGCGACUUUCCCUGAUGGUCAGCCAUAUCACAAGCAAACACUGCACGCCGCUGCUAGCGGAGCGGGAAUUGAGCCACUUGCGCGAUCCUGGGGCAUUAGAGCGACUCCAGGAUGAGGCAAUGGCGACCAAGAUUUUGUCUAGCCAUGAAGUCGUCGCGACGUAUACAGUCGAUGAGCACCCCAUGGAAAUUGGUUUGCGUCUUCCAAGUGAUUACCCGUUGCAUGGAGUCGAAAUUCGUGAUAUCAAGCGCGUUGGUGUGAGUGAGGCGCAAUGGCGUGCGUGGCUAUUGGCCGUACAGCAAAUGCUCAGCGGGAAGAAUGGACUCAUUUUGGACGCCCUCAUGUUGUUCAAGCGGAAUGCAGAGACCAAGUUUCAGGGAUACGAAGGCGCAGAAUGUGCUAUAUGCUAUUCAAUCAUCUCACCGACGGACGAAACAUUGCCAAACAAAGCUUGUCGUACAUGCAAGCACAAGUUCCACGGUAGUUGCUUGUACAAGUGGGUGAGUACGAGUGGCUCGUCGACCUGCCCAUUGUGCCGUUCUAUUCUGUAG